Molecule: messenger RNA, 1119 nt
Organism: Hydra vulgaris (swiftwater hydra)
Lineage: Eukaryota; Metazoa; Cnidaria; Hydrozoa; Anthoathecata; Hydridae
Product: fibroblast growth factor 1
Molecular function (GO): growth factor activity
Source: RefSeq, a predicted model, not a curated record
AGGAAAUUAAAGAUUUUUUAGCGUUUCCGUAACACAACAUAAAAAUAGGAAAAGAAUUUUUUUAAAUCAGUUUAUUGUUUUAAACUUUAAAAUGCUUCUUCCGUUACGCCUGUAAUUCUAUGCAAAAUAGCGCUAUUUAAAUUUGCCUACGAAUCAGAAUCAUAUUUUUGGUUCCGGUGUCUUGGCAAUAUCCUUAACCUUUAUAACUCUCAUCAUUGCGAGGAAAUCAAUAUCUUACUUGGUUCUCUUGUAUAGCGUGGCAAAUUAAGGUAUCAAGACAUGAUUAACUACAGCGUAUAUAUGCUUUUUAUCUAUUUUGUUACGAGUGAACCAACAUUAACAAAAGAACCAAUUUUAGAAAUCGAAGAAGUUAAAAGUAGCAUAAUUAAAGAGUGGAUUUUGGCCCAGGAACCUACGUUAAAACGGAAAAAAUUAGUGAAACCAAUAUUAAAAAAUAAAGAUACACCUUACCAAACAAAGUAUUGGUCAAAUUGUCGUUUAAUUUAUGCGCGUCGUAGAAACGGCAUGAAUCUUGGUAUUAUUAACAAAAAAGUUGCAGGAAUGAAAAAAGAUAAUGACAUCAAUGGGCUAUUUGAGAUUCAAUCUUACGCUACAAGCAUCGUCAUGCUGAGGCAUUUCGCUACAGAAAAUUAUAUAGCCAUUAAUGAAAAAGGAGAAAUAAUAGUAACGCCUUCCAAAAAUGACGAAUGUUUAUUCUAUCAUUACAUGGAAGAAAACGGUUACGUAACAUUUGCUUCAGUAAAAUACUAUAUAAAUGAACAUUACGAUUUAUUUUUAAAUUUAAAAGCUAACGGGAAAGUUCGCGAUGUAAGGCGUACAGCACCUGGUCAAACGUCAUCACAGUUUAUAUUAAUACCAUCAGAUACAAACAAAAGUUGCAUCCGAUGAAUAAAUUAUAAAUAAAAAAUUAUCUACAUUUUUUUAUAUUUUAGCAUUCCUUAUAAACAAUAUAUUAGUAUAGUUUUUACUUUUUAACCAAAAAAAAUUAACUGUAAAUAUUUAUUUAUUUUAUAUCUUAAAAUGCAUGUAAAUAUAUUUAUUUUGCAAACAGAAAGAAAAAAACUUUAACAAUAUCCAAGUCUCGUCAUGUCUCCAUAU